Molecule: messenger RNA, 2455 nt
Organism: Acanthaster planci (crown-of-thorns starfish)
Lineage: Eukaryota; Metazoa; Echinodermata; Asteroidea; Valvatida; Acanthasteridae
Gene: nit1
Product: nitrilase 1
Source: RefSeq, a predicted model, not a curated record
CUCAUUUAUCGACUCCCAGAUGGUUUUACUGUUUAAACUUGUCUGGUAUUGCACUGAGCUUGCUUAUCAACUGCGUUUUAUCAAUUGAAACUUUGGCAUUUUUUUAUGUAAAAAUAUGUACGCCGUGACAUGCGUGACAACCCCCCACAUGCCCCAGAACUUGUGGGCUUUGUCGUCCGCCGCCCUUCAUGUCAGUUGACGAACGUUCGUGCAUGUCGUGGGAGCUGGGCGGACGUCGGCAUGGUCGGACCCCACACUCCACCAACCCACACUUCUAUCUGGGGUUUCUUCAAGUCGUGAUGGUUGUCCCAGCACACGGGUACAAAAAUUUCCAUAGCCACAACUGUCAUCGUAUUCAUCGUAAUCAUUGAGGCCCGCUGUUGCUAUGUUUGUCAAAUCUGUAAACCUCUUCCUCUGCAAAGCACUACGUACCAAAUUUAUUCACCCGAAACUCCCAAUCGCUUCCAUUGUCUGCCAGCAACGACAGCAGAGGGCACUCUUUACAAUGGAAGAAGUGGAGAAGGGGUUCCGUGAGGACGUCAACCUGGCAGCCGUGUGUCAGAUGACAGCCACCGCAGACAAAGAUGCCAACUUCCGGGCCGGUUCGUAUCUGGUCCAACGUGCUGCCAAGAUGGGUGCCAAGGUGGUCUUCUUGCCCGAGGGUGUGGACUACAUUGGCAGUUCCCCAGAGGAGUCGACCAGCAUGGCCGAGCCUCUGACUGGCAAGACAGUCACGGGUUACCGAGAGCUAUGCCGACAGCAUAAUGUGUGGAUAUCACUGGGAGGCAUUCAUGAGAUGGGACCAGUACAGCCAGUCGGUGACAGAAGCUACUGCAGCCAUGUUCUUCUCAAUCCAGAGGGAGAAAUUGCAUCCGUGUAUCACAAAACACAUCUGUUUGAAGUUCAAAUCGAAGGUCGAAUGAACCUGCGAGAGUCAAGUUUCAUCCUUCACGGUGAACACAUGAGUGACAUUGUUGACACUCCCAUCGGCAAAGUAGCGCCAAUGGUUUGUUACGAUCUGCGGUUUCCAGAAAUGUCCACUUUCUUAACACAGCAAGGAGCAGAGAUUUUAACCUACCCUUCAGCGUUCACCCAGUUCACAGGAAUGGCACAUUGGGAGGUUCUCCUGCGUAGCCGAGCCAUAGAGAACCAGUGUUACGUGAUCGCUGCAGCACAAACUGGUAAACACAACGACAAAAGAGCGUCCUACGGCCGGGCCAUGAUUGUUGAUCCGUGGGGCUGCGUCGUCGCCUGUUGUCAUGACGGUCUAGAUGUUGCCAUUGGUGACAUCGACCUGAGUUACCUGCGUAGAGUUCGAACUGAGAUGCCUGUCAUGGAACACCGACGGCACGACCUGUAUGGAUACUUGAAGGGAAGCAACAGUAAGACGGAUACCGAUGGCUGACGUUUAAAUGGUUGCCAUGGCGAUGGGGGGGGGUUUGGCUGACAUCUUUACAGACACCUAGCAAGGACGUAUGCCUAGCCUAGACUCUGGUCUGGUCGUGGGGAAAAUACAUCUUGAGAGGAAAUCAUGGACUGUGUUGUGUGGGGACGUCUGUGGGCCCCUCCAGCGUUGUCAUUCCCAAAAUAACUAUGGAACACCAAAGGUGACCCCUAAGCUACUGAAUAAAGAUACAUACAGAGGGCACCCACAUCAGUAUGAUGAAUAUGGGGUUAGCAAAUGUUUACAAGUCCUCAGAGAAUUUUGUCUUUUUAUAUUUUGGAAGAUCUAUCAUUUGAAACUCAACCAGACUGAUACAAGAAAGGCUGGGAAACAUGCCCAUGGUAGCCAGUGGAGUUGAAGUUCCAAUCUCCACCUGUUGUAUUUUUUGUUCUUUGAUUAAGACGUUCACAAUUUUGUUCAUUGUGUGAUAAUUGGCCAGUCACACAUCAAGCAGGCUCUCCAAUUAAAGACAUACUUUAAUAAUAAUAUAAUAGCAUUUAAAAGGUGCACAGUAGGUCCAAAAGUAUCUAUCAUUCGAAUCAUUAAAUUAUUUUACUGUGUUUGGGGACUCAUACAAAGAUAGAUCUAGGAUUGAAAUAUCUGCCUGAGUUCGGCACACACUUUUAAAUACUGCCUGCCCUCUCCUAGAAAAAUUUUUGAAACUGUUACAAAUCAUCUGUCUGAGUUCAUGUUUUCAUUACAACCACUGCUUUAAAUGAAGAUGUAAAGAUCUGUUCUCCUGUGGUGAAGAUUUGUGAAAGAAACGGGGGGGUUUGUAACUUUUAUUCAAGCGAGCACUACCUGUCCAGAAUAAUUUCAAUUUUUCUCCGGACACGCGGGCAGGUCGCCAGAUGAGACACUGGGUGGAGAUCUUGAAUAAGUUUGCUGGAUGGAUCAGAACACUUCACAGCUUUUUAAACAUUAACUAAAAGCUUACAUAUGGAACCAAACUGAUGAAGUCAAUAAAAUGACAAGCAGCAAAGGAUGACACAGUACUGACAAGCAUUUGAA